Molecule: messenger RNA, 3979 nt
Organism: Gloeophyllum trabeum ATCC 11539
Lineage: Eukaryota; Fungi; Basidiomycota; Agaricomycetes; Gloeophyllales; Gloeophyllaceae
Product: UCH-domain-containing protein
Exons: 8
Coding region: 89-3979 (1296 amino acids)
Biological process (GO): protein deubiquitination
Molecular function (GO): cysteine-type deubiquitinase activity
Source: RefSeq, a predicted model, not a curated record
GUUAUCGUCACCAUCGCAUUCUCCGUCGUUGAUUGCCCUGGACUCGUCAUCCAGCUCGUCAAGUCGGAAAAGACAACGCUCGCAGUCAAUGCAAUCGGACACCUCUUCUCCCAAACGAUCGGCCUCGGAAGGGCCCUACCAGGAUUCGCCGCCACAGUCCUCGCAUUCCAGGAAAGCUGUUCAUGACAUUGACGCCAAUAUGAACGAACAAGAAGAUGGAGCCACCCUUGAACAACCCCUCUCGUCCUCACGGGCCGUCAAUGGUGUGUCUGGUCCGAAGCCGAUGUCCGGCCAAGAAAAAAUCGAGGCUGUCGACUCUCUCAAGAAACUACCUAUGUCUGCUGGAGAGACGUGGUACGUUGUCUCUAGAGCAUGGUACAGACGAUGGGAAAAGGCGUGCACCGGCCAGGUGGAUAAGGAUGGUCCAGUUGAAGAGAAAGACAUUGGACCCGUGGAUAACUCUGGCAUCAUCGACAAGGAUGGCAAUUUGCUUACAUCCGUUGUGGAGGGUAUAGACGUCGAGUUUGUCCCUAAGUCGGUAUGGGAGAUGUUCACCAGCUGGUAUGGCAAAAGCGAACAUCCACUCCCGAGACCAGUUAUACUUCGUGGCUACUCGCGGCAGCCUUACCUCGAAAUCCAUGUCCCCAGAUUCAGAGUUUUCCGCAUCACUGCCGAACCUGAUCCAUCGAAUUCUCCUGGCUCUCCCAUUUAUGUCUCCGCCAGCUCGCAGUUCACUGUUAAAGAACUGUUUCAACGCUUCCGUCACGCUGUAGCACCUAAUGAAUCAGCGAACUUUACCGUGUACCGGAUUGAAAGCGACGACUUGGAAGGGAGAUACUGUACGCCAUCGCAACUCACCGCAGCCCAAGCACAAAAGGUUGCGGAAAGUGAUGAAACUAUCGAGGCUUCUACAAUCAACUCAGGCGACACGUUCGCGGUGGAAAUUCAGGGCGACGGAAGUCUAGCAUCGGCCGAAGCGACGCAGGUGACUGCUGAAGCCAACUCCGACGAGGACAAACCGCUUUUCGGUGAAGGAAGUGACUUCUUCGGUCGUCUGGCGGCGUCGGCGCCCAAGACGCAGUCAACCACAUCCAUCGGCAGGACUGCGUCUGGUACUUCCAGCCUCACAAUGACAAAGCCAUCCUCGGCUCUCGUCACUACGCCGUCAACCAGCCGCGUCAAGUCCUCACAAGAACCGGGCACGCUAGGUUUGGGUAACAUGGGUAACACAUGUUUCAUGAACUCUGCACUGCAGUGCCUAGCACACACGAAGGAAUUGACGGACUAUUUCCUGACGGGUGUCUACCAGGACGAGCUUAACCCCGACAACCCGCUGGGUAUGCACGGAGCCAUUGCGGAGGCCUUCGGCGCCCUCCUGCAGCGCAUCUGGGCCAUGAACCCGACCUCGACGUCUUACUCUCCAAGGGAGUUCAAACAGGCACUCCAGCGGUUCGCACCGCAGUUCAGCGGGUACCAGCAGCACGACUCCCAGGAGCUAGUCGCGUUCCUGCUGGAUGGACUGCACGAGGAUUUGAACCGAAUCAAGAAGAAGCCCUAUGUCGAGAAGCCAGACUGGGAGGGGGGAGGGGAUAAAGAGCUCGUCGAGCUGGCGAAGAAGUCUUGGGAGGGGUAUCUCCUGAGGAACGACAGUGUAAUUGUAGACCUUUUCCAAGGGCAGUACAGGAGUACUCUGGUGUGCCCAGAGUGCCAGAAAGUCUCCAUCACAUUUGAUCCGUUCAUGUAUCUCACAUUGCCUUUACCGGUGAAGAAGAAAUGGAGACAUGAGAUCUAUUAUGUUCCAUGGGAUAUCAACAAACCGCACGUGAAGGUACCCGUCGAGAUCAACCGUGAUUCCUCGUUCAGAGAACUCAGGCAACUCCUUGCGCGAUGGAUGGGUUCGAAAGCAGAAAACCUGCUGACAUUGGAGAUAUUCAGCCAUCGCUUCUAUAAGAGCCUGGACGACAAUUGUCUCUGCGGGGAUGUGUCUGAUAGCGACACGAUCGUUUGCUUCGAGCUGCCCUGUCCUUCGCAACAGAGCCCUAAAUACAAACGCAAGCCUGGAGACCCUUUCAUCAUCCCCGUUUUCCUUUGUGACAUCACCCCAUCAAGGCAAUCAUAUGGGCGGACAGCUAAUGCCAGUCUCUUUGGCUAUCCAUUCGUCGCUGUCAUCACUGAGGAACAAGCACGAGACCUGGACUCUAUCUAUGCUGCGGUCGUUGAACGACUGUCUCGGUGGACGGCCAAUGCGAGACAUCUCUACACUUGGGAGGAGGGCCCUGCGGACGAGAUGGAAGAAGUGCCAAUCACACUCACUGGUUUUCCCCCGGUGAAUCCUGUCGCAGAGGUGAAGGUGAAUGGCGACAUUGUUACAGUGGAAGAGGAGAUGCCGGAGGAGGGCGAUAUUGUCGACGAGAAGUCCGCUGUGGUCGACGACGAUAUCCCUAAGAACGGCGUCCCUGCUGGGGUCCCCAAGAUCACGGGACCCAAGAAAGACGUGUUCAAUUUCAGACUCCAGGUCGGGCACAACGAGCUCGGAACAGGUUAUGGUAGUUACGGGAGUCAGCAUUACGUCUCUUGGGAGAAGCGAGAGGAAGCAGCCCGACAAGCGACCCCAGAAGACCCAAACCCGGUUCUUCUCCAGGAAGGAGAUGCGUUUUUCUGUGAGUUUGACGAGAACAUGAAGGCAUUCUUCUUUGGAGACCAAGCCGUGAACUGGGAGCACGCGCUUUGGAUGCGCUGGGAAGAUUUCGUUCACCCAGAGUACGAGGAAGCUAGGAAGAAUGCCUCGGAGAAGAAAACGCGAGGGAUUUCCAUUCAAGACUGCCUGGCCGAGUUCACGCGGGAAGAACAGCUCGGAGAAGACGACCUCUGGUAUUGUCCUCGCUGUAAGAAGCAUCAACAAGCGACCAAGAAAUUCGAUCUGUGGAGCAUCCCCGAUGUCCUUGUCGUUCACCUAAAGCGGUUCAGUAACAGUCGGAUGCUCCGAGACAAGAUCGACGCCUUCGUGGAUUUCCCCGUAGAAGGCCUUGAUCUUACCGACCUGGCGGGCGAGCGCCAAGUAGCGAAGAGCUUGCAAGCCCAAGGCCUUGACGUCUCUGAAUUUGGCGACCUCGACGAACCCCUCGUCUAUGAUCUGUACGCUGUAGACGAGCACCUCGGUGGCUUAGGAGGAGGACACUAUCGUGCCUACGCGUAUAAUCACGUCACGAACAAGUGGUAUCAUUUCGACGAUUCAUAUGUGACUCCUGCGCGACCUACUGACGCUGUGAAUCAAAAUGCAUAUCUCUUGUUCUACAAGCGACGUACGAAUAGACCUCUUGGCGGGAAAACCCAUGCCAAGAUUGAGGAGGCGCGUUCAAAACCCCAUACUUCUCCGAAUGCCAGCCAGGCUGACGUUGCCGACGAUGUCCAAUUACCUACUCCGCCCGAUGAAGUAGCACCUGUCUCGGGCAUGACAAAGGAGUUGUUGUUCUCCGAUUUGCCAUUCCGAGGACUGCCUAGCCCAGCCCUUUCCUCCUCUGCUUCUUCCCCGCCCCCACUUGACGACGUCGAACCCCCCUCGUUUGACGACGCCCAAUUUGAUGACAUUGUGCAGACCAGCGUAGACCCUCUUGUCUUCGUCAACAGAGCAUACGACUUCCCUAACCCCUCCAGCCAUCCAUCUCCCUCUUCCUCCAACGACGUCGAGGUGGAUGAGGACGAACGUAUGGAUCCCUGGAUCGACCCGUUUCCUAGCUCACAGAGCAUGGUACCAGACAGCAAAAUCUGGGAUGUGAAUUACAAGGCCGACGAAGCACAAUCGCCCCUCCCAGGCAGUGACUACACACCAUCCGACAUAUCCCCUGACGUUUCAGCUUCGGAUGCUGAUCCAGUGAACGACCAGAUUGAUGACGACUUCGAACCUCCGGACAUCAGUAGUUCACACUCUACGCGGAAGAUCCGUGUUCUCGCGCCGAAAUCCCUUGAGGACGAUCUGUAG